Molecule: messenger RNA, 915 nt
Organism: Morchella sextelata
Lineage: Eukaryota; Fungi; Ascomycota; Pezizomycetes; Pezizales; Morchellaceae
Exons: 1
Coding region: 1-915 (304 amino acids)
Molecular function (GO): oxidoreductase activity
Source: RefSeq, a predicted model, not a curated record
AUGAGCACCACAACACUCACCCAAGCCCCCGCCCCCGUCUCCACCUUUAACUCUACCCCCACCCCCACCACCGCAGCAGCACCCACCCACCCACCCCACGGCGACGUCCCCACAGUCAUCAACUUCCACCCCCCCACCACCAUUGACGGCGCCCCCCCUUACCUCAUCGUCGAAGACCUACAGAGCAACUUCUCCACCAUCCCGCACCCCGUCACCAUCCACGACCUCCGCGGCCUCGAGGCCGACUUCAACCUCGACAAGCAGGCCUUCCAGCCCGUCCUCGACGUCCCUUCCACCGAAAAGGACUUCACCGACGACGCCAAGAUCGAGCGCGAGUACUACCCCGAGAUCACGGCCAUCCUGAAGAAACACGUCCCCGGCAUCGAGGAGGUCGUCAUCUUCGACCACACGGUGCGGCGCGCGGGGCCCGACGCCAAGCGCCCGCCGGUCAUGCGCGCGCACAUCGACCAGAGCGUGCCCGCGUCGUACCAGCGCAUCCGGCGCCACCUGCCCGCCGAGCGCGCCGAGGAGGUCAUUGCCGCGGGCACCCGCGUGCGCAUCAUCAAUGUGUGGCGCCCGAUUGGCGGGCCGGUGGUCGAUAGCCCGCUCGGAUGCGCCGACAGCAGGACUGUGGAGGAGGCGGAUGUGGUGCCGGUCAGACACAUCCUCCCGGAUCGCGAGGGGAGCACGCUGGGGGUCAAGUUCCGCGAGGGGCAGAAGUGGUGGUAUUGGAGUGGCAUGAGGGAUGAGGAGGUGCUGCUGAUUAAGUGUUUUGACACCGAUACGGUUGUGGGUGGGGGCGCGGAGGGGAGGAGGGGCAGGACGCCGCAUUCGGCGUUUGUGCACCCGGGCACGCCGGCGGAGAAGAAGGGGGGCAGGGAGAGCAUUGAGGUCAGGUGCUUGGUGAUUGGAUAG